AAAGUUUUACUGAAACAAAGUUCGCUGCUCUUCUGUGUGCGGCAUCAGUAACUGCAGCCGUCCCAGUUGAAUUAACGGAGCCCAAAAUCGCCCAUGCACCGGAUUCACAGACUUUAUCAUGCUACAUCAUUUGUCUCGGACUGAUGACCACUGCAGAUCUCUGGCUUAAUAAAUGCAGAAGCGUUCUUUUGUGUGAUGGGUCCAAACUACCGAUGCAUAAGGCUGAGGCAGAAGUUACUAUUCAAACUAUCACCAUUUAAAUGGACUGUAGAUUUACCAGGAGUGAGCUGUCUUCUCCUCUGUGCAGUUUGACAUGAUGGUACAGCUGGACUGCAGCAUUAAAGUUUUGGGACCAGCAAGUUUCUCUCUCUGCUUUGUGAUAACAGCUGGGCUUCUGUCCAUGUUCGAGAGCACAACAGCUAGCGGAUAUAAUCAAGACACAGAUAGUUCUCCUAAUGGAUUUCCUAACUACGAAGUUGUUCAUCCUAUCAGAGUAGAUUCAUCGGGACAUUUUUUGUCCAAUCAUGUGUCCCACCGUGUGAGUCGAAUUCAAAGGAGAGAGACAUCAAAAAACAAAGAGAGCCUGGCCAAGGUUUUUUACCAUCUGCAGUAUGGUGGUCAAGACCUGCACUUUAACCUCACCCUAAACCCUCAUCUACUAGCGCCUGGAUUCCUCACAGAGUUGAGAUACGGUGGUCUGCAAGGGUCUACAUUAAAUAGCCAUGGCCACUCUCUCUGCUACUUCCUGGGAGAUGUCUGGAGCAGUACAUUGAAGUGGGGUCAAGCAGCUCUGAGCACUUGCAAUGGCCUGACAGGGCUGUUCAAGCUCUCAGAAGAGGAAUUCUUCAUUAGUCCGCUGGAGUCAGCACAAGAAAAGUCAGACCCACAGGCUCAUGCAGUCUAUAAGCGACAUGCUGUCCAAUCAGAACACCAGCUGGUGCAGCCUCUGUUUGGAGAGCACACAGCUAACGCGACCUGUGGGGUCAGAGAUCCUUUAGAAGGGGCAAAGCAGGUGGAAAGGCAAAGAGAGCGCUGGGAGAGACGGCAACAUCGCAGACGGAUUAGACAGCGCUCCAUAAGUACUGAGAAGUGGGUAGAGACUCUGGUAGUGGCUGACCCUAAAAUGGUGGAAUACCAUGGGAGCAAAGGAGUUGUGAGCUAUGUGCUCUCUGUCAUGAAUAUUGUGGCAGGGUUAUUUCGGGAUGCCAGCAUUGGAAAUGCCAUCAACAUCGCUGUCGUGCGUCUCAUUCUGCUGGAAAAGGACGAGGAGGAUUUGAAAAUUACGCAUCAUGCAGACAACAGCCUGAACAGCUUCUGUAAGUGGCAGAAAGGCAUCAAUAUGAAGGACGAUGAUCAUCCAGUCCAUCAUGAUGUGGCUGUCCUCAUUACUAGAAGAGACAUUUGUGCCGCCAUCAAUAAGCCUUGUGAGACAUUGGGACUGUCUCAUGUGGCUGGAAUGUGCCAACCUCACCGCAGCUGCAGCAUCAAUGAAGACACAGGCCUGACCCUGGCAUUUACAAUCGCACAUGAGCUCGGCCACAACUUUGGGAUUCAGCAUGAUGGGAACGGCAAUGACUGUGAGCCUAUUGGGAAAAGACCUUUCAUCAUGUCUCCACAGCUCCUGUAUGGAACCUCUCCACCCAACUGGUCACGCUGCAGCCGUGAAUACAUCACCCGUUUCCUCGAUCGAGGCUGGGGCUGGUGUUUGGAUGACCCUCCUGUCAGAAAUGAUCUUGAGAUGCACUCUGCUCCCCCUGGCGUCCUGUACAGCGCUGCUCAUCAGUGCAAGCUCCAGUAUGGAUCCAGCUCACUGCUCUGUGACGAUGUAGAUAAUAUCUGCAGCACCCUGUGGUGCACAGUGGGCUCAACCUGCCACUCGAGGCUGGAUGGUGUUGUGGAUGGGACCAAGUGCGGUGAGGGCAAGUGGUGUUUUGACGGGGAGUGUGUGGAGAUGGGCUUCCAACCUAAAAGCGUGAAUGGUGGCUGGGAUUCAUGGAGCGAGUGGUCCAGGUGCACCAGGACAUGCGGUGUAGGCGUUCAGAAUGCCCAGAGGGAGUGUGUCAACCCUGUAAUGCUGGACACUGUCAUAGACGGAACACAGUGCUAUGAAGGCAGUCAGAGCCGUGACAUAUGCAUUAACGGCAUUUGUAAGUACUUAGGCUGUGAUUAUGAGAUUGACUCAGAUGCUGUUGAGGAUCAGUGUGGAGUGUGCCAUGGAAAUGGAUCUACGUGCAAAACAGUGAGGAAGACCUUUGAGGACAGUGAAGGGCUCGGCUAUGUAGACAUAGGUCUAAUUCCGGAAGGAGCACGGGACAUCCGUAUCGAGGAAGUCGCAGAGUCUGGGAACUACUUGGCAUUGCGCAGUAAUGACCCUGAAAAAUAUUUCCUGAACGGUGACUGGACGAUCCAGUGGAAUGGCGAGUAUAAAGCAGCAGGAACAGUAUUUACUUACGAAAGGACCGGGCAGCUGGAAAACAUAUCUUCCCCCGGACCGACUAUGGAGCCAGUGUGGAUCCAGCUGCUUUUUCAAGAGACCAAUCCAGGGGUGUGGUAUGAGUACACCAUAAGCAGAGGCAUUCUUGUCGACUCCAACAAUGGCAGUGCUGUCUCUUAUUUCCAGUGGAUUUAUGGGGCUUGGACUGAAUGCAGCGCCACAUGUGGAACUGCUGAGACAAAGGGCCCUCCCCUAAUGGGCCAUCACUGUGACUGUGAGGCAGAUCCUGUUCAAAUGUUGAAACAAGUCAACCAUAACUGA
Messenger RNA from Sinocyclocheilus grahami, 2755 nucleotides. RefSeq names its product A disintegrin and metalloproteinase with thrombospondin motifs 7-like. The record is from RefSeq and is a predicted model, not a curated record. Gene Ontology annotation, molecular function: metalloendopeptidase activity. Gene Ontology annotation, cellular component: extracellular matrix. NCBI's taxonomy places the organism in Eukaryota, Metazoa, Chordata, Actinopteri, Cypriniformes, Cyprinidae. Gene Ontology annotation, biological process: proteolysis; extracellular matrix organization. The transcript is spliced from 17 exons. The coding region runs from base 314 to 2755 and encodes 813 amino acids.